Molecule: messenger RNA, 3596 nt
Organism: Gambusia affinis (western mosquitofish)
Lineage: Eukaryota; Metazoa; Chordata; Actinopteri; Cyprinodontiformes; Poeciliidae
Gene: depdc1b
Product: DEP domain containing 1B
Exons: 11
Coding region: 119-1717 (532 amino acids)
Biological process (GO): intracellular signal transduction
Source: RefSeq, a predicted model, not a curated record
UCAAAGUUGGCAGCAACGCCUCCGUCCAGGUUUCUCUGGCUCACUUUCUUAUCGCUGUUUUGGGAUAUUUUUAAAAUACUUUAUAGCUUCAUGUUUUCGCUCGUGUGGCUGUAAGGGCAUGGAAGGCCAAGUUAUCGGACCCGGGCCAUACCGGGCCACGAAGCUGUGGAAUGAAACCAUUAAACUUUUUCGUGGAGGUAUGCCGUUACGGAGGCACUGGGCGAACUUUCGCUGCUACGACUGCACUUUCACCGGUUCAGAGGCGGUGGAUUACCUUCAUGAGCUGCUCCGAAGCAACUACAACUUUGGGCCUGAAGUAACGCGUUACCAGACUCUGCAGCUGCUCAGGAAGUUCUUUAAAGCCCAUGUGAUUGAAGACGUCAAAGGACGCCACGGGACAGAGGACUUUGAAGACAACAGCCAUCUGUACAGGUUCCCCACAAUGUCUCCGCUCAAGACUCUUCCAACAAGACCGUCAUGGAGAGACGACAGCGACCUGCCCAGGCUCAUCCGCUGGGAUGACUACGAGGAACUGCCUCAGAAAGAAAACGUUGCACCUCAGAAAUCUGCAGUACUGACUUCGGACUUAUGGAAUAAAAGACACAGCGUUGCCAUUGGAGAUGUGCAUGAAUGCAAGCUCAUACGUAGGAGGGAAGUAACUUCCAAACAAGUGGACCACAUCUGGAAAUCGAUGACUAUCACACAUUUGCAGAGAAUUCUGGGCCUGAAGACUUUGGAUGGAAUUUUAAACCCAGCGCCUGUGAAUGGGAAAGACAUUGUUGUCAAUAUCUACAAUGUUAAUAAAACAGGCAUAGUUGUACUGGAAAACAAAGCUGAUGACAUGCCAUAUUGGGUAAUCUCAGCAAUGAAAUGCCUUGCAAACUGGCCUGAAUGCAACGACGCCAAACAGCCGCUGUACCCAGGGUUUGAGAGAGAUGUUCUGAGGACCGUAGCAGAUUAUUAUCAGAGACUAAAAGAGCCCUUGCUGACCUUCCAUCUUUACGAGGUCUUUGUCAACAUCCUCAGCCUGCUACAGGAGCAGGAUAAAGCCACCGAGGCUCUUCAAGUCAGCUGCCUACUGCUGCCACCACCAAACCGCAGACGGCUCCAGCUUUUACUGCGCCUCAUGGCCCGCGCCUGCCACAAUCCCCACCUGCCUCCUCUUAAUGACACUAUUGGUACCCGCACGCUGAUGGUGCAGAUGUUCUCUCACUGCGUCCUGCGCUCCCCCGAUGACAUGGACUUGGACGAGUUGCUCGCUACCAAACUGGUGACCUUCAUGAUGGAGCACCACAGCGCGAUCUUCCAGGUGAAUGCCAAGCUGCGCUGCCAGGUUGAGGAGCAUCUGUCACACUUGAAAAGAGCUCAGAUCAAAUAUGCAGGCUCGGAUACGGAUUUCAGCGCAUCACCGGCUUUCUGCAAACAGAUCAAGAGAGUAGACUGUGAGGAGCAGAAAGUUAUAGGAACACAGAUCCCCCUGCAGCAGCUGCUGGAGGGUCUGAUCGCAGACCAAGAACUCCCUGCAAAAGACAAGAGGAAAAGACUCAAACAGUUCCAGAAGUCUUACCCAGAGGUGUACCAAAAACGAUUUCCCACUGAGGAAAGUAAAGCUGCUGUCAUUCCUGAGAAAGCCCCACGGCUCAAGCCUCACCUUGUGCUUUUCAACCUCAAGAAACCAUUCCAGCCUUUUCAGAGAAGCUGGAGUUUUAGGGCAUGAGCCACCACUACGGAUGCUUCUUUCUGCUUCAACCUCCAAAAUCCAUCCCAACUUCAUUUAAUCACAAAGCACUACAAUUGUAGCUUUAGCUGUGGGUGGACUGGCCACAGUUUUGCUACAUUUUAUUAACAAUAGUUCGAUUUCAAUGAUCAAAUUGGUUUCUGUGGUAUUGUUAGGCAUAAAGGCAAAUUUAGUCAAUUUUUAUAAUCCCAAGGGAUUUUUGCCUUUCCACAUAAUCUAUUUUGGCAGAUGAACACUUGCACUUAUCAUCAUGUGGGAGGGUGAACAGAUCUUUUUCUAAGGGCACGUAUCAUAUUUUCUACAACUUGUAUGUUAAGGUUUAAGCUCCAAGUCAAGACAAAAUAUGUAUGGGGCAACAUUGUGUUCAAAAUGUUAAACUCUGGCAUUGAUGCAUAUCACAAAAUUCAUCUCAGAUAAAAGUAGUGAUGACAAACUCUUAAGUUUUGAUAUAAAUUCAUAAAGUAAGGAGUGAUAUAACCAUUUGUCCAGAUAAGAGAACAAAGUUAGAUGUGUUAUCUCAAAGCCAUGGCUUGGAGACCUAGUAGACAAGCAACCUAUCCAGGCAUUUAAAAGUAGAGAUGCAAAUCUUCCAGUGUCUUGCAAUCUCGAAUUUUAGGGUCCUGAUUCGAUUCAGAAACAACAUUAAAUUCAGAAACAAUUUUUGUCUUUUCAAAUGAUCUACAGAUUUUGUUUAAGUAAUCUGACUGACAAGGGGAAAACACAGUGUAAACAAAUAGAAUAUUUAAAACAAUUUUAUAAGGUUGCCUACUAUAUCAAAUUCCAUCAGUUUAUAUUUAAACUAAUAUAGGGUCUCUGCCACUUAAAGUACCAGCUAAGUUAGCUUAGCUUAGCUGCCUGGCUUUUUUUUUUUUUCAUUAAAAAGAAUAUACACAUUAUCACUCCCUGCUGUACUUGUCAGCAUUUAACUGCAGUAAAUUGAAGCUGACGUCGAAACGUUAUUCCAAGACCAUCAUCAGUCACACGACUUAAACUCAUUAAGCCUGUCUGACAUUAGUAUUUGCAUAAAACAUUGUUUAGCUAUUAAAGGAGACUUCACGCUAUUUUUACACAUGGUAAGGUCUAUAUAAUUUGUUUAUUUGAUACUAAAUAAAAAGACAUUACAAAGAACGAUGGAAUAUUAUUUGCCCUUUGAGAAAAGUUUUGUUUUGUUUGUUUUUUUUUCUUUCUUUUUUCCCAAAACUUGAAAUGAUGAUAUAAUUGAUGUAAUAACACUGGAGUUAUCAGUCAUCUUAAAAUAAAUAUUUUGAAUUUAUGCUUUUUUUAUUUUAUUUUAUAGAUACAAAAAAAAACUGAAGUUGCUUAGAUAAAAGUUUCAAAAGUAUUGACAAGUUUUGUGUGUAGAUUAUCCCACCUCGUUCAGUAUUGAUCAUGUGAAUUCCUCAAUUUUCUAAGAGAUGAUUUUUCUGUUACAUAUCAGAUAUUUUUGAUGCAUUUGUUACUCAGUGGAUUAAGUUAGGGGCAGAAAUGUCCAUGUUUUGCUGUAAUGAUAAUGAUGCUGAAUUUAGGCAGCUUAAUUGUUUACUAAUUUUUAAUAAUGUAAUAAUUUACCUACUGUAAAUGAACAUAUCAAAUGGUUCUGUAGAACUGCUCACUCAGAACAGAAUCAUGAAUGGAUUCAAACUUGACUGGUACUUUAACAACCACUUUAUAAACAGACUUAGACUGUCUUGAUGUAUUUCUUUCCUUUCAUUAUUAACAUUUCUUUCUAAUGUUUUUUUUUUGUAUAACUGCACUGUCGAGACCUCAUCUCAUGUUUUUAUGUGAUGCUUUUUGUUAUGCAUAUAUGUCUUACUUCCUUAAAUGGUACUUAUUUCAUUUACUUCCCCCCCCCCACCCU